Molecule: messenger RNA, 1367 nt
Organism: Gracilinanus agilis (Agile Gracile Mouse Opossum)
Lineage: Eukaryota; Metazoa; Chordata; Mammalia; Didelphimorphia; Didelphidae
Gene: METTL2A
Product: methyltransferase 2A, methylcytidine
Exons: 9
Coding region: 1-1146 (381 amino acids)
Molecular function (GO): tRNA (cytidine-N3)-methyltransferase activity
Source: RefSeq, a predicted model, not a curated record
AUGGCUGACUCAAGUCCAGAAAAUGUUUCCGCUACUACCAGGGAUAAGAGAGUACAGUUUGGGAAUCGGUUCUUGAAUGAUCCAGCCCGAGUUUUCCACCAUAAUGCCUGGGACAAUGUGGAGUGGUCGGAAGAACAGGAGGCAGCAGCGGAGAGGAGGGUGCGAGAGAACAGCGCUCAGCGAGUACCGCCCGAAAAGCAAGUUGACUAUGAGGUUAAUGCACACAAAUACUGGAAUAACUUCUACAAAAUCCAUGAAAAUGGUUUUUUCAAAGAUAGACACUGGCUUUUUACUGAAUUUCCUGAACUGACUCCUAGCCAGAACAAAAGCAACCUAAAGAAUUUGCUGUUAAAAGACAGUGGCCAUGAAAUAAUUGAACACAGAAACUCUGGCAAUGGACUUGGAUUAAUAGUAUCUAAUACUCAAGAGCAGCACAAGACUUCUUCAUAUAGCCUUGAUGAUAAAGAGCAGAAGCACCCCACAGAUGAGACAAUUCAGAAUACUUGUCAUCUGGAUAUAAACACUGAUGGUUUUCCUGGGUCCUCAUCUACCUACCGAAUUCUAGAGGUUGGCUGUGGUGUGGGAAACACGGUCUUUCCGAUUUUACAUACUAACAAUGACCCUGGACUCUUUGUAUAUUGUUGUGACUUUUCUGCUACAGCUAUAGAUCUUGUCCAGACAAAUUCAGAGUAUGAUCCUUCUCGAUGUUAUGCCUUCGUUCAUGAUCUGUGUGAUGAGGAAAAGAGUUACCCGAUGCCCAGAGAGAGUCUUGAUAUCAUUAUUCUCAUCUUUGUCCUUUCAUCAAUUGUCCCAGACAAGAUGCAGAAUGCCAUUACCCGACUAAGCUAUCUUCUGAAACCUGGAGGGAUGAUUCUCUUGCGAGAUUAUGGCCGUUAUGACUUGGCUCAGCUCCGAUUCAAAACAGGUCAGUGUUUGUCUGAAAAUUUUUAUGUGAGAGGUGAUGGUACCAGAGUUUACUUCUUUACACAAGAUGAACUAGAUACACUGUUUACUACUGCUGGAUUGGAAAAAGUUCAGAACAUGGUGGAUCAUCGACUCCAAGUAAACCGAGGGAAACAGCUGACAAUGUAUCGAGUUUGGAUCCAGUGCAAAUACCGCAAACCCCUUUCCCCAAACAUAAGCUGAGAGGAAUUCAUCUUGUUAGACAAUGGAAUGAGUGAUACCCUAACAAGUGUUAUAUUUCUGUACCUUUUUAUAUGAAUAGAGGAUCUAUGUGAUCACAGUGUUUUGUGUCAUCUUCACGUGGAAUAUUUUAAGGAAUCUAAAGACCAGAAAUUUUCAGUUUGAAAAAUUACUUUUUAUCCAAAAUUCUUAUUUGAGCAUUCAUUUUUUUUUUUUAACCUUAC